CUCAAAGAGGUUAUGGAAGGGAACACUCGGCUGAAACAACAGUGACCACAGAUUCAGCUCACGUGAACGCGCUAAGGCGCGGUCUCGUUAACCAUCGGCUUCUUUCGGCAUUUUUCGCCUUCCCGGGCAGUUUAAUGGUUUAGUUAGCACAGCUGAUUAGCUUGCUGCUACCCAGCUAAUACCCGUCACUUAUUCACCGUUUUCCCAACUAGGGCGGAUGGCACAAGUGCUCUAACAAAUGGCGGAUGUCGAGGGGCACGCAUUUUGUACACCGCUGCCUCAGCAUUCAUCGUAUAACGGCACCCGGAGCGGCGAUAUCACGCCCGACGCCGGCGGCGGCUUCCAGACCCCGAGCACCACCGUGACGUCGGGCCCACGGCUCAUCCGAAUAGUCAAGUCAGACUCGGGCUACGGUUUCAACGUCCGGGGCCAAGUUAGUGAAGGAGGGCAGCUCCGGAGCAUUAACGGGGAACUGUACGCCCCGCUGCAGCACGUCAGCGCUGUCCUGCCGGGAGGUGCCGCCGACAUAGCCGGUAUUUCGAAAGGCGACAGGAUUCUUGAGGUAAACAGAGUGAAUGUUGAAGGCGCGACACACAAGCAGGUGGUGGACCUGAUCCGGGCCGGAGAACGGGAACUGGUAUUGACCGUGCUGUCAGUCCCGCCUCAGGAAGCCGAUUGUCUGGCUGUGGGAGGCGCUGAGCUCCAUCAGGAAAAGUUUGUGGUAUAUAAUGUCUUCAUGGCGGGAAGGCAGCUCUGCUCUAAACGCUACAGAGAGUUUGUGAUUCUACACCAAAACCUGAAGAGAGAGUUUGCCAACUUCACAUUCCCCAAGCUGCCCGGGAAAUGGCCUUUUUCUCUGUCGGAGCAGCAGCUGGAUGCGCGACGUAGAGGCCUGGAAGAAUAUCUGGAGAGAGUGUGCUCUGUGAGGGUCAUUGGCGAAAGUGACAUCAUGCAGGAGUUCCUGUCAGAAUCAGAUGAAAACUACAACGGCCUGUGGGAUGUGGACUUGAGAAUAGCCGUUCCCGAUAAGACCUCACUUACUGUGCGGGUUCGCAAAAAUUCCACCACUGACCAAGUGUACCAGGCUUUGGUCAUGAAGCUAGGGAUUGAUAGCGUAACAGCCAGCUACUUUGCACUCUUUGAGGUCAUCAACCACAACUUCUUACGAAAGCUUGCCCCCAAUGAGUUCCCCCACAAGUUGUACGUGCAGAACUACACUUCAGCCAUCCCGAGAACCUGCCUCACAAUGCGCAAGUGGCUCUUCACUACCGAAGAGGAGACGUUACUCAAUGACAACCAACUUGCUGUCUCCUACUUCUUCCACCAGGCCUUGGAGGAUGUCAAGAAAGGUUUUAUCAAAGUAGAGCAGAAGUCCUACCAGCUGCAGAUGGUUGCAGAGCAGAAAAAUAUGUCCAUGUAUCUGAGCUUGCUGAGAGGCUGUGAUGGCUACAAUGAAAUCUUGUUCCCUCACUGUUCGUGCGACUCCAGACGUAAAGGCCACGUCAUCGCAGCCAUCAGCAUUCAGCACUUCAAGCUGCACGCCUGCACAGAGGAGGGGACAAUCGAGAACCAGGUGAUUGCCUUUGAGUGGGGGGAAAUGCAGAGGUGGGACACAGACGAAGAGGGCAUGGCCUUUUGCUUCGAGUAUGCGCGGGGGGAGAAGAAACCACGUUGGGUCAAGAUAUACACACCUUAUUUUAACUACAUGCAUGAAUGCUUCGAGAGAGUUUUCUGCGAGCUCAAGUGGAGAAAGGAGGUGGAGGAGGAGUCCACGGACAAAGACAACAAGAACGUCUCCCACGACGGUAUGUGUGGCAAGAAUAUUUUCCAGCUGCUGAGGCAUCGAAGGGAUGGAGGCACCCAGCAAGAGAGAUCGCUAUCGCUUGACUACGCGGCAGAAUCCUCCGCUCUACCCGGCCCAGCCCUCUUCUGAAUGCAGAGACGCUUGCUCGGCUGUUGAGGACAUAGUCAGCAUUUACGCUUCCAUCCAGCAGAUCCCCCAAUUCCCAUUCAUAAGACCCAGCAAAACAUCUGCAAAACAACAAAACAUGUAGAUAACUUUUGAAAUCCAGCAUUUUAUCAGGCAUUGGGCGCCUCAAGAACAGCUUCACUAAAGUGCGGACAACUUAAGGCAGGUAAGUUCGCCUCAAUAGACUAAGCUGAACAGACAACUCUUUUGAAACUUUUGAAAAGGGAAACUGGAAAAUCUGGAGCAUGGAACCAUGAUCCUCAGGCAGGCUUGGCAUGUUGUAACGGGUUGUAAAAGCGCACGGGAACUGAUCAUGCAAGAAAAGGUCUUGUCAAAUAGAUGCAAAAUAGGCUCGUCAGACCCCCAACAAGAUACGACAGCCUUUGGCUUUUACACAGAGCUACAAGCAAAGCAAGAUAUUGCUGAAACUGUGUGUGCGUUCACACGGUGACGCGGUGUCACGCAAUUACAUAAACGCGCGACAACGUCUACAGUAUGGCGGCUAUGGUGCGGAUAUUACGUGUCAGUGUUAUUCAUUAGUCAAGCUCAGCAGAAUCUGUGAUUUUGUGUUUUUAAUUAAUUUAUCCUUUUGUAAUGUGGCAAAUG
Hippocampus comes (tiger tail seahorse) is the source of this 2575-nucleotide messenger RNA. It is a transcript of the gene snx27b, whose product is annotated as sorting nexin 27b. The record is from RefSeq and is a predicted model, not a curated record. Gene Ontology annotation, cellular component: early endosome. The transcript is spliced from 13 exons. Lineage: Eukaryota; Metazoa; Chordata; Actinopteri; Syngnathiformes; Syngnathidae. Gene Ontology annotation, molecular function: protein binding; phosphatidylinositol-3-phosphate binding. The coding region runs from base 239 to 1933 and encodes 564 amino acids. Gene Ontology annotation, biological process: intracellular protein transport; endocytic recycling; signal transduction.